AUGCUUAUACUAAACUUACUUUAUUUAUGCCCAAGUGUAAUGGCGGUGCCAAGUGGAUUUAGAAUUACUAUUCUAACUACUUUAAUUAUUUUCCUUUGUAGCUUCUCUUAAGAUUAUUAUCAACAUCCCCAUUGGUACCCUGCUGACAUUCCAACCUCCAGGAACCCUGCAGAGAAUGCAGGUGGAGAACAGCGCUGUGAAGACACAGUUCUUUCUCUUGGGAUUCAGUGACCACCCAGAACUGCAGAGUGCUCUUUUUGCUGUGUUUGUGUCCGUCUACUCUGUUACCCUGAUGGGCAACCUUGGGAUGAUUUUAUUAAUCACAAUCAGUCUUCACUUGCACACCCCUAUGUACUUUUUUCUCCACAUUUUGUCUUUCAUAGAUGCUUGCUACUUUUCAGUCAUUGCCCCCAAAUUACUUGUGGACUUAAUUUCUGAUAAGAAGACCAUUUCUUACAAUGGCUGUGCUGCACAGUUAUAUUUCUUCUGCUGUUUGGUGGGCACAGAGCCUUUUCUCUUGACGGUCGUGGCUUAUGACCAGUACAUAGCUAUCUGCAACCCCCUGCUUUACACUAUUAUGUCCAAGAGGAUUUGCUGCCAGCUUGCAAUUGGAGCGUUUUUAGGGGGCACCAUGAGCUCAGUGAUUCACACCACUAAUACCUUUCACCUGUCUUUCUGCUCCAGUGAAAUUAACCAUUACUUUUGUGACAUCACCCCUCUCUUCUCUCUGUCCUGCACUGACACCUACAUCCAUGACAUUGUACUGGUGGUCUUUGCUAGUUUAGUGGAAGCCCUAUGCCUUCUAACAGUUCUCUUCUCUUAUAUCCUCAUCAUAGCACCCAUUCUUAAAACAGAAUCUGCUGACAGAAGAAGAAAAGGAUUCUCCACUUGUGCAUCCCAUCUGAUUGUGGUCUCUAUCAACGAUGGUACCCUGAUCUUCAUUUAUUUGCAUCCCAGUGCUUGCCAUUCACUGGAUAUGGAUAAUGUGACCUCUGUGUUCUAUGCAUUCAUUAUACCUAUGCUGAACCGCUUGAUUUACAGUCUGAGGAACAAAGAUGUGAAAAACGCUUUUAGGAAAAUGAUUAGCAGGAAAUUUCUUUCUUAAGAAAGGAUGAAACUGAGGCUGACAACUUUUCUACCCUGUUUCUUGACCUUUAGUUUUAACUAAUGGAAAAGUCAGUUUAGUAUGGGUGUUCCCUAAUUCUACAUGCAAUGAAGCCUCAACUACAAAAUUGGGCCAGAAGCUAAUGUUAGAGCCAGGCCCUGUUACAUAUGUCUAAUUCUUUAUCAUUUUAAGGUUUUUUUUUUUUUUCCACACUCAUUCAUGGUUGGUGGAAGUUUAAAUUAGUCUUCUUUAUGGAAGAUAAUUUGCUAUUAUUUGAAUGAAACAUAUAACUCACCUGGAAUUUGAAAAUUAAAUAUGCAAGUAUCAUUUAAACCAGUAAUUCUAGCAAUUGAACCUGCAAAAGUUUACCACUUUCAAAGUAUUCAUUGCAUCAGAGCUUAUAAUCAGUUCAGUUCAGUUCAUUUGUUUAGUUGUGUACUACU
Bubalus bubalis (water buffalo) is the source of this 1548-nucleotide messenger RNA. RefSeq names its product olfactory receptor 5I1-like. NCBI's taxonomy places the organism in Eukaryota, Metazoa, Chordata, Mammalia, Artiodactyla, Bovidae. Gene Ontology annotation, cellular component: membrane. The record is from RefSeq and is a predicted model, not a curated record. The transcript is spliced from 2 exons. Gene Ontology annotation, molecular function: G protein-coupled receptor activity; odorant binding; olfactory receptor activity. Gene Ontology annotation, biological process: sensory perception of smell; G protein-coupled receptor signaling pathway. The coding region runs from base 176 to 1105 and encodes 309 amino acids.